AUGAAUAAAUUUAUAAUAUUUAUAUUGUUAUUCAUUUAUUUAAUAACAAUAGUAAAAGUUGAAACUAAAGAUAAUCUUUCAGAUUAUAUAACAACAAUAGACUUAGGAUGUACCCAAUAUGUAGUCAGUCCAACAUCAUCUUAUAUUAUACCAGAUAGAUUCAAUUUUAGAAUAAAAGUUAUUUUUAAUGGUGGUCCAAUGUAUCUUAUUGAUAUUCCAUUUUAUGAUCCUUCAAUAGAUACUACUUCAAAGAUGGUUGAUCUCAUUAAACAAAAAACAUUAGUUUACAUGUAUGACAAUAAUACAAAAAUUAAAUAUGUCAUCAAUACUCUCAUGAUCCUUAGCGAUCGUGAACUGUACUUUUAUUUUAAAGAUCUUCCGAUUUCAGGUCAACUUACAUUUGUAACAGAAACCUGUUUUUCACAAUCUGAUAGAUUAUACAUUGGGCCAAGAUCGAUUGCUACCUAUUCAACAAAUGGUACCGCACCAUUGCCACCAAAGAUAAAUAGCUACACCUCUUAUUGUCCUAGAGAACCCGUUAGCUCUAGUACCUGGAUGACCUUGGCGCCGAGUGCAUUGAGCAUAUCACCAAUCGUUACGGUCAAUCCAAUUGUAUGUUCUUCUUCCAUCGAUGUUUGCAGGAGCAAUCCAGGUUUAGGCUAUUAUUUGAAGGUUGUAUUCGGUUUAAAUAUCGCUGAUGGUCAAGCUAAUAUACAAUUGGGUUUUAAACUUUCAAGUGAAAUCUAUUCUAUUAAAUCUCAAUUAAAUGUUGUUGGUAACGAUACUAGAGUUGAAACAGCUUUGUCAAGAGGUAACUCUUAUUCAAUUCCUGACGAAAGUUUAAUUGAACCAAACUCUCUUAUGCAAUCUGUGACGAAAUUCACCAGUAGAUAUCCUAUCACCAACGUUGAGCUAGCUUCAUAUUUCCAACAAUACAAUAGUGGUGUUAUACCGAAAGCAAUCAUGAGAAAUUCAACUCAUAAAGAUAUACCUCUAGAAAAAAACUAUAAUUAUAAUAAACUAAUAGAAGAUAGAGAUAGUAAUACAUACUUUAUAUUUAUCUACAGUGAUAAUUCAAAUGUAACGAUUACUACAAGUUUUGGGUAUGGUGUUUUCUUUCAGUGGUACGAGACUGAAGGCAUUAAAUGUCCUGCUGGCUCUAAUAGAAAUCCUUUUACAAACGACGCACCAUUUGAUACGAUUCACUAUUGGGGUACAUCGGGAAUACCUUACUUUUCAUAUCAAAUCACUAGCUUUGCCAAUACCAACGUAACCAGAUCACUAAAUCUAGGUUUUCAAAAUCAAACCUUUGAUUUUACUGACAAUAAUAACUACAGCUCUCCAAACAUGACAAUUAAACUCACUACAAAAAGUAAUAGUGAAUUUACAAAUAAAUUAAUUGAUUUAAAUGGUAUUACAAUUUUACAAACAUCGGAUCCAUCGACAGAUAUAACAAGUGCAUUGUUUAUACCAACAAAAGAUCUUGGACAACAGUGUGGUCAAAAUGGAAUGUUACCCAGCACUUUUUAUGGACAACCUAAUUUCUGUGAUUUGCCAUAUGGUUCUUGUAUCUAUAGUCUUAGCAAGAUCAUUCAGAAUGGUCAGAAUACAGCUAAUAAAAUUCUACCGAUUUGGGAUUCGACUGGUGGUUAUGCCAACGAUGGAGUUACACCAAGAAUCACUAUCAAUCUCAAUAGCAUGACAAUGCUCAAUCGAUAUGAUAAUGCCGUCCUCGAGAUGCAUAUCAAUCCUUUCUCAUUGCCGUACUACGAGCCAAGAAUAGUGGAGAGCGGUAUCUCUAACAAUAGAACUACUGCCAGAGCGGACAAUGGAUGUGACGGAACAUUCUCGGUGGAUGUUUCGAACUCUGGCGAUGCAUCGGGAGUAUUCAAUAUCGAUUUGCAGUGUAACCAACCGACACCCAUGAGAAUACUAAGUCUCUUCCAAACACUGAAGCCAGGUCAAACUCUGCCUUUCUCUGUUCAAAUAUUGUUUGAUAGAUUCUAUAGACCUGCACUGGAAUGUACAGUAACUAUCAACAUUAGAUCUCAGACACUCUGGUCAACCGUUGACAAAGUCGCUUCGAAAACAUUCGCUAUUCCACAAUACCCAGAAUGCAAUAUUGUAGAUCCAUGCAUUGGUGUCACCAGUGAACCGCAACUGGAAGUUUUGGGAUUCAACCAAGAUGCCAACUUCACUAGAAAUCGCGUAUUCGUUUUUGAUAGAGAUAUUGUUGUCACGGUCAAAAAUAGCGGUAAGGUAACUGGAGAGUUCCAGACAACAGUGACAUGCAGCACAUCAAAUCAAACCAAUUUCUUCUUUAAAGAUGGUGAUAGCUCCGUAGUUACAACUGUAAAACCAGGUCAAACUAUUACCCAAACAAUGGUUUUGAUGGCAGAAGCCUAUCCAUAUUCAAACGUAACCAUCGAUUGUAGUUUGAAGACUUCCAUCUACAAUGCAAGUAUCUGUUGGCCGACUGCAAACAACCAGGUUGUGGUCACUCAAUUCUCUCAUAGAUAUCCAAAUGAUACUUGUGUUUCUCAAGAUGUUGAUCGUCCGCUGAUUAGCCAACCAUUGAAAUUCUGGCUUGACAACUAUAACAACAACAACAGUCAACCUAAUCUAGAUAUAGUUGUAAGCAACUCUGAAUGGAUCCCAGCUCUAUACUAUUCCUUACCUUCACAACACCCAUUAGCAAUACAACCAGACGCCAACAACCAAGGCCAUAUUUACUCAGACGCUACACAAACCAAUACACUCUAUGCCAGUAUAUUCACGAUGCCACUCAACAAUGUUGGUGCUUCCGGUGGAAGAUUCUUGUUUAACUUUACAUGUCCGAAUCAGUUUAUCGCUGAUCCACAGUACCAAGUGAUUCAACUUCAAGCACUGACCAACACCACCUUACAAUGGAAUGUUUACAGUUAUUCAACCAAUUUGGAUAAUCCGUUGUAUCUAUGCAAUCUCUCUAUUGGUAUCGAUAAUCCUAGUAAAUGUUGGAAUGGUAUCGGUGUUAACUAUACACAACAGAUAGAAAUCUAUCCAAAUUACAAGAAAUGCUCUGGAAAUUACUAUUUGGCAUCGCUCGGUCCCGAUUAUAGAUUGGUAGAUAAUAUGUAUUUCAGUAGUUGGACAAUCAAAAAUGGAAUGACAUGUAUCGACUUAUCGGUUUUAGUUGGAAAUAUUGAGAUUGGUUCGGCAACCGUCUAUUCCAAUUUGAUAGGAUACACCGAUGCCAUUGAGAAAACAUCUUGUUGGUUGAAUUCUCAAUCGAAUUGUACUAUUAGCUAUACUAUUUGUUCGAACACCUCUGCAACCAUAUCAACAUCACUAACGCUGUCGAUUGACAAUGGUUGUCCAGGAGGUUACACCGAUCAAAGCUAUCAAUUUACUUUAUCGCCGCCAGCCAUCGAAUCAUGUGUAACUGCACCAUCGAACCCAUCAACAACAGUCUCUUUAAUAUCCAAUUACACAAUCCAAUAUAUUGAUCGUAAUCAAUGGUUGAAAAGAGAUUUAGAAUCAAAACAUUUAUCAUUUCCAAUCGUUUUAAAUAAUAUUGGAGAUGAUAUGCUACUGGUUGUUACAAGCAAUUCAAAUGUUUCCGGUCCAACUAUUACUAUUGACUAUCAGAAUUCAAUACUAGAGUGUUUGGUUCAUGGCAAAUCACACUGUACAAUGUGGAUGACUGUCAUUUACAACAAUACACUCAUUGACUAUCCAAAUGCAAUUAUAUCAUUGGAGUUUGCAGCUACGGAUCCGAUUGAUCUCAAUAGUACAUCUUGUCUUCGUCCUCCAUCUACCAGCAGAGCAAAUAUGACCAUCAAUAUUGAACUACCAAAACCAAUAUGUAGCAACUCUCCAAGUCAAGCUUCAUUCUUAUUUACCACUGAGCAAUUCAGAGAUAAUCCAAGCAUUAUAUCCGUUACAAGCAAUCCAUUAUCAAUAUAUUUUGGUAAGUGGAUUAUAAAUAACAACAACAACAACAACUGGACAGCUCCAUAUGAAAAUGUGAUGUUUGGGCAACUACAGAAUCGUGGUAAUGGCUCAGGUAUUAUGAUAUUGAAUAUCGAGUGUUUCAACAAUCCAACAACCCAAUCGCUGCUUAUUGAUACCAAUGGAUUCACCAACCAUAGCUAUCUAAUGUAUCCCAACGAAAUAAUUCCAUUCAAAUUCAAUCUCUAUACUUUGAACGACAAACAAGUACUGCCUCUCAAUUGUAUUGUCAGAGCAAAAUUCCAGACUGAACUGUGUUGGAGUGAUUAUGGAACUCAGUUGAGUCAAAUCUUUCAGAUUCCUUUCAACGCUGCACCAAUCCCUCAGACCGAUGACAACUACACAUCCUCGAUACUCAAGAAACUGCUUAUGGGAAUAUUCAUACCGUUGGCCGUAUUAUUAGCAUCGUUACUUUUGUUGGCAGUAUACAGACAACAGCCAUGGAAGAGUUUGAAACGAUCAUCGGUUGCACAAACAAAACCAGUAGCAACACCAACACCAGCACAAGUAGUUGCUACUCCAACAAUACCAGUGAACUGUAUUUGUGGAGAUCCGAUAUUCUCUACAUGCACAGAAUGUCCGCCACCCGGUAAUAUAUAUUGUGCAAAAGAAACAUGUCAGAACUACAAUCUUUCUGGAACGAUUCAUCAGUUUACACAUCAACAUCCACAUCCACUGGGUAUUGAUACUAAAGAAAAUUACUUGAGCAGAAGUUAUCAAUUUGAAAUCGAUGAUUAUGCUGAAUCAAGAAAACAACAAUUGUUUGGUAGAAAUACAGAGUAG
Messenger RNA from Heterostelium album PN500, 4773 nucleotides. RefSeq lists its product as uncharacterized. The record is from RefSeq and is a predicted model, not a curated record. The transcript is spliced from 6 exons. The coding region runs from base 1 to 4773 and encodes 1590 amino acids. NCBI's taxonomy places the organism in Eukaryota, Evosea, Eumycetozoa, Acytosteliales, Acytosteliaceae.